UGAAUAAUGUAGUAUUGCUCUGAAGUAUCAGCUGCUGUGAGUCUGACUAGUCACAUGAUAAUAGUGAGUUGCACAUAGUCCCUUCUUGUUUGGUUUUGUUCCUUCUCUACAGACUCUUGUGUGGUUGCCUAGUAACCCUGUUAGGGCCAGACGGCUCGCUCUGUAAACUCUUUGUCCCUCUGGUAUUUUGUUCUCCUCACGGUUUUCCCUUCAGCUUUAGCAGAACGUUCCUGUCACAGCCAACGGGUCUCUUUUAACCCCUGACUGGAGAGAGUCGCCCCUGCUGCCGCUGCCCAUCACUCAUUCUCUGAGGAUGUCUGCUUCAAACGAUGGGAUUCUAACGAGAGACCAGCUAUCGGCUGCUGCCCUUGGGAAUGACGACUGGCUGGACGUCAGCUUAAAAGCCGCAAAUUCAGCAGUGAUAGCCGAUCGACAUGGGUUUACAGCUCUGCAUUUGGCAGCUCUUCAUGGUAGGCUACCUUGUAUAAAACUAUUAAUUGAAAGAUACAAGCUGAGCCUUGACUUAGCCAGUCAUUAUGGGUGGACGCCUUUGCAUUUGGCCUUGGAUUCGAAGACUGGACCUCGGGCACCGGAGUGUGUGCGGUAUUUAUUGGAGCGUGGAGCCAAGGUCAAUGUGCAAAGCAAAAGUGGGGUGACGCCAUUACACCAAGCAGCCAAGGAAGGACGGCAGGAUUGUAUCACAUUACUGCUAGAAGCUGGAGCAGAUGUUCACGCUAAGGAUGCUCAAGACCAAACACCUUUUGACUUGUGCAAAAUCUGGUCCCAUAAGGCUUGUGCUAGGUUCCUCCGUUACAAAAUGUGGGAGAAAGACAAGGAUGACCUUUCUCAAGAGAUGAAGAAAAUGGAAAAACUCAAGAAAGAUAUUAUUGCCUCUGAGAAAGAAACCCUCUCCAGAAUAAAGGAAGACCAGGAAAUAAUUCAGCAUCUGCAUUUUUGUGAAUGGCUUGAUAAGAAGGGCUUGCCAGAGAGGUUAAAAGAAUCAGCUCGUAGUCAGACUGAAAUCUCCUCAAAACAGAGCCAAUGUAGGAAGGGCACCACUAAACAGUCUAAAAAACCACUGUCUUUGAAAACUCCAAAAAUACAGUCCAAAAGAGGUGACCUGCCCCUGACAUGUCCCCAUAAAGGGAAAGCUCAGUCCUGUACAUGCCACUCAUGUACAGAAGAAAACCAUUCUCAUGGGAAGAUGGGAUUGAGAAGAUGGAAUCCAAGUGUCAACCCUUCUAGGCCACCAGUGGCAGAGAUCUCAAGGGAUAUCCAAGAUGUGCCAAGCAUCCAUCCUGGAAUGAAUGAAGAUUUAGGGUCCUAUGUGCUGCUUAGUAAAAAUGAACAUGGACGUCCAAGGAUUAAUACAAUCAGUGGGAAGGCAGUUUCUCCUGUCCCUAAUUUGCCAUAUGAGAUUAUAGAAAAAAGCUUCUUCCCUGAUUCUGUUCCACACAAGAGGCUUCUCUCCCCAAAGGACUUCAUCUCUAACCAUAUUUUAGAUGUUCCCAGGAAGCAGCCGCCUUCCAAAGCUCAGCGUCCAGUAUCAGAAAUGUCUUACCAUUUGCAACAAAGGGUUGAUACAAAUUACUUAAAGAUAACCAACAAUUUCCUGCCUUUUCAGCAAGGUCCUUAACUUUACACCAUGCCUUAUAAAACCUCCCAUGGGCCUAA
This is a messenger RNA of Xenopus laevis (African clawed frog), 1674 nucleotides long. RefSeq names its product ankyrin repeat domain 53 L homeolog (gene ankrd53.L). The transcript is spliced from 6 exons. Gene Ontology annotation, cellular component: spindle pole. The record is from RefSeq and is a predicted model, not a curated record. NCBI's taxonomy places the organism in Eukaryota, Metazoa, Chordata, Amphibia, Anura, Pipidae. Gene Ontology annotation, biological process: regulation of mitotic spindle organization; positive regulation of microtubule polymerization; mitotic metaphase chromosome alignment. The coding region runs from base 314 to 1636 and encodes 440 amino acids.